CUUAGACGCGUCUCGCGCACUCGCGUUUUGGCUUGCGACUACGACCAUCUCCGCGAACCUUCGCCUGUCAUCGAGGACCUUCUAGCGUGAUCCCAGAUAUUCCGCAUGGCUCAGACAUCCGGCGACGCGAAAGUGAGCUUUCAAGCGCUUUUGCUCGCGAACGAGCAGCGCAAUGCGUAUGGACUGCGAUACAAUGACUAUGAACGCUACAGGAACCAUUGCGGGAACCGGACCCAUCGCUUGCGGUCGUCUCUGAAGACGACCCAUGGCAAAGGCCGUGAAUUCAAGAAGCUGCCUCCGCUCAAGCUCGAUGCUGUCAAGGACGGGCACCUGCAGCUAAUAUUCUUCGAGGCUGAGCGAGCAUGGGCUUACUCUCAAGAGCUUAACCUCCAGGCGAAUCAAGCCACCACGGACCCCAAGGGCGCUGCUACCAAAGGGCACGACACAACUGCUUCUGCUCUGCGGCGACACGCUACUUCUCGCUUGCGGCGCGCUGUUCACUGGUCUACUCAGCUGCUCUCUCACUGCCAGACGCUCUACUCUUCGUGCCGCCUAUCUGCAGACGACCUCGUACAGGCCACCGUCUACACUCUCAUCAUCAACGGACGACUCCUGCGCCAUCGCUACGAGUUUGAUGAUGCGCUUGUGCAGCUGAGUGUCGCGCGCAGCUUGUUGGACGAGUUGGCAAGCAAGGCGGCGACGAGCCGCGACCAAGCGCUCGCGACAGCAUUUGCAGACGAAAUUGGCCCGGAAAUUCGUCACUGCGCCCACGAGAUGCGGCGGCCAAACUCUUACGACGUCGACGCGAUCGUAGCGGACGUCGCGCCGAAACACCGGAACCAGCUCGUGGAGGGGUGUGACAAGCUAUUAGCAAGCUUGGGCAAGGAGGCGGAGAGCGCGGCCCAUGGAAGGCACAAGCUCGAAACGCUGAUGUGGGAGGACGAGCCCGUGCCGGUGCGGAACCCUGAGUUGGUGGAUGUGCUGCUGCGCGUACAGGAGGCGGAGAAGCGAUUGAAGGAAGCGGGUAAGCUCGAGGCACAACAGGCCCAACAGGAGGCGGCGGCAGGAGGGAAAAAGCAGGGACGAGCAGGGAAGGGAACCCGCUCUAAGCGUGGCGUCGCCGCGUACGAUGCGAUCCUCUCUACCCUCAGCGAUGCGGAGGAGGUAGCGCGCAAGCUUGUCGAGGCGCAUCAGCUGACUGGGUCGACCUCGGGUGCUGCUCCCGCAGGAACACGCGACAUCGCCUUCGUACACGCGUUCAUCGUCUACCAGCUACUGUCCUACCGCAUUCAGCGCGAUCUCCUGCUCAUCUCCACGCUCCUGCACCAGUCUCAGGCCUCUCAUGCCCCGAAGACUACUGGCACUUCGUCGAAGCCCCGCAAGGAGCGCGUCGACGCGCGACUUUACCCCGCUGUUGUCAAACUUCUCGACACGAUCAUCCAGAGUCUCGAUCAAAUGCGCACGCUCACAAUAGUCGACGAAAGCCCGGAUCUGGCGUCGGCAGUGGAGGCACGACAGGAAUUCUCGAAGACACGAAGGUGCCGCUACCUCGCGCGGUGUUACGCACCCCUCAGGAAGUACGCCGAAGCGCUCACGCUCACCCAGCAUGCGAGCAUACACCUUCGGUCUGCCCGCUCUACGCUGUCGAUCUUGGCUGAUAGUGACAGCGACCCGAUCACAUUCUACCCACUACUGGAGGAGGACGUCGAUAAGCUCGAUCAAGAAGUUGCGGAGGACAGCACAGAGUACAAGCGCGAUUGGUUCGCGUACAAUGGCGGUUCCGUCGACGAGGAGGCACGGAAGACGCACAAGAAGCCGUUGUUCUUUGAUAUCGCGUUGAACUACGUACAACUCGACAUGGACAGACUGCAGGAGCGUGCGGGCAAGGUCGUCGAGAAGGCACCGCAGGCGGCCGCAGCUCCUGUGAUCGAGAAGAAGGUGACGGCACGGGCUAUGGAGGAGGUCGAGAGAGCGUCUACUCCCGAGCCGUCUACGACCUCGAAGGGUGGUCUGGGUGGUUUGCUCGGAGGCUGGUGGGGCAGGAAGUGAACCAAAUUUAUACUGUUUUGGGUACUUAUGAAGUUAUGCAACAAGUUGCUGUCAUCAGCUUGUGCUAAGUAUUGGCAGUUCAAAUGACUGUGAUGGCUAAAAGCAUACAUAUCGUGC
Molecule: messenger RNA, 2166 nt
Organism: Rhodofomes roseus
Lineage: Eukaryota; Fungi; Basidiomycota; Agaricomycetes; Polyporales; Fomitopsidaceae
Exons: 4
Coding region: 106-2049 (647 amino acids)
Biological process (GO): SRP-dependent cotranslational protein targeting to membrane
Cellular component (GO): signal recognition particle, endoplasmic reticulum targeting
Molecular function (GO): signal recognition particle binding; 7S RNA binding; endoplasmic reticulum signal sequence receptor activity
Source: RefSeq, a predicted model, not a curated record